Messenger RNA from Plasmodium berghei ANKA, 990 nucleotides. Its product is annotated as subpellicular microtubule protein 1, putative. The record is from RefSeq and is a predicted model, not a curated record. Lineage: Eukaryota; Apicomplexa; Aconoidasida; Haemosporida; Plasmodiidae. Gene Ontology annotation, molecular function: microtubule binding. Bases 1 to 990 code for a protein of 329 amino acids. Gene Ontology annotation, cellular component: cytoskeleton. Gene Ontology annotation, biological process: microtubule anchoring. The transcript has a single exon.
AUGGAAAUAAUAGGCGCAAAACCAAGUGUAAAUUUUAAUUUUUUUGAUGAAGAAACACAAAACAAUGAUAAUUUAAAUUAUAUGGAGAGUACAAAUAAUUAUGAUAAAAGGGAAGAUCAGGAUUAUUUUUAUUCAAAUAGAAGAACGUUUUUAGACAAAAAUAGUGAAAAUAGAAGAAAAGAAUCACCUAGUAAAAAACUAGGUUUAUGUGUAGAUGAAAUUUGCACGUGUGGCUUUCAUAGAUGCCCUAAAAUAAUAAAACCUUUACCUUUCGAAGGUGAAAGCAAUUAUAGAAGUGAGUUUGGACCUAAACCAUUACCUGAGUUACCACCAAGAGUUGAAACCAAAUUAGUGAAAUCGUUACCGUUUGAAGGAGAAAGUAAUUAUAGAAGCGAAUUUGGACCAAAGCCAUUGCCAGAAAUACAACCAAGAGUAGAAAAUAAGCCUCAUAAAACAUUGCCUUUUGAAGGAGAAAGUAAUUAUAGAAGUGAGUUUGGACCUAAACCAUUACCUGAGUUACCACCAAGAGUUGAAACCAAAUUAGUGAAAUCGUUACCGUUUGAAGGAGAAAGUAAUUAUAGAAGCGAAUUUGGACCAAAGCCAUUGCCAGAAAUACAACCAAGAGUAGAAAAUAAGCCUCAUAAAACAUUGCCUUUUGAAGGAGAAAGUAAUUAUAGAAGUGAGUUUGGACCUAAACCAUUACCUGAGUUACCACCAAGAGUUGAAACCAAAUUAGUGAAAUCGUUACCGUUUGAAGGAGAAAGCUAUUAUAGAAGCGAAUUUGGACCAAAGCCAUUGCCAGAAAUACAACCAAGAGUAGAAAAUAAGCCUCAUAAAACAUUGCCUUUUGAAGGAGAAAGUAACUAUAGGACUGAAUAUGUAAGAAAAGUUAUUCCUAUUUGUCCGGUAAAUUUAUUACCUAAAUACCCUGCACCUACUUAUCCAGCUGAACAUAUAUUUUGGGAUGAUGUAAAAAAAGCGUGGUAUUAA